AUGUGUGCUCCCAUGCUUUCCUUUCUUCCCUGCAGUAGAAGUUUGAUUUAAAAUAAAGCUGUUCCCUUGGCAUUUCAGGAAAAUCUUUUUCUGAGGAAUUUCAGCAAUGAAUGGGUUUGGAGUCCUGCUUCGAAGUAACCAGUUCAUCCUCCUGCUCUUCUUUCUCUUGCAAAUUCAGAGUCUGGGUCUGGAUAUUGAUAGUCGCCCUACCACGGAAGUCUGCGCUACACACACAAUUUCACCAGGACCCAAAGUGUGUGGAUGUUUGGAACCAUUUUUUCCUCUUCUCCCUUUGAGUCGAUGCCAAGAAAAUUUCAAGGUCAGGAGGGGAAGAACAAAACACCAAUCCAUCAAAAUAUGGAUAAAUAUGAGUCGGGAGUUUUCUGUUCUUAAAGGAGAUGAUGGUGAAAAAGGAGAUCCAGGAGAAGAGGGAAAGGAUGGCAAAGUGGGGCGCAGGGGACCAAAAGGAAUUAAAGGAGAACUGGGUGAUAUAGGAGCCCAGGGCAAUAUUGGCAAGUCUGGGCCCAUUGGCAAGAAAGGUGACAAAGGGGAAAAAGGUUUGCUUGGGAUACCUGGAGAGAAAGGCAAGGCAGGUACUGUCUGUGAUUGUGGAAGAUACCGGAAAGUUGUUGGACAACUUGAUAUUAGUGUUGCUCGGCUUAAGACAUCUAUGAAGUUUGUCAAGAAUGUCAUUGCAGGGAUCAGGGAAACUGAAGAGAAAUUUUACUACAUUGUACAGGAGGAAAAGAACUACAGGGAAUCCCUCACCCACUGCAGGAUCCGGGGUGGCAUGCUAGCCAUGCCCAAGGAUGAAGCCAUCAACACCCUUAUUGCUGAUUAUGUUGCCAAGAGUGGCUUCUUCCGGGUGUUCAUUGGGGUGAAUGACCUUGAGAGAGAGGGGCAGUACGUGUUCACGGACAACACUCCGCUGCAGAACUACAGCAACUGGAAGGAGGGGGAGCCCAGUGAUCCCUAUGGUCAUGAGGACUGCGUGGAAAUGCUGAGUUCAGGUGGAUGGAAUGACACCGAGUGCCAUCUUACCAUGUACUUUGUUUGUGAGUUUGCCAAGAAGAAAAAGUAAUUUCCCUCAUGCUACCCAGCUGUAGUUCCCUGUGGUUACCACUUGUCUUCCUAAUUACACUAAAUUCACUCUGACUCAAGACCAAUAGGAAAUUGGAAUUCUAGGUCUUGGCAUCUCCAACACCACGCUCUUCUGUGACAUAUUUGUCAUGUUUGUAUGUAAUAUAUCAUUGACCCAAUAGCUCACCAGACGACAUGGGUCCUGAGAGAGAGUUUGAAUUACUAGUUGAGCAGGAGGUGUUUGUCUAUGCUCACAUGAAGUGUUCACUUGGAAUUUGCUCUGACACCUCUCCUUUAAGCCCCUUCCACUGUGGGUAGUUGACCAGUUGGUUGGAGAUGAUUAGGUUGAUUGGUCAUGAAUAAGCUAACCUGCCCUUGCUCAAAGCCAGAUACCCAGGAAGGACUUCUGUGAGUAUUGCCAAGGUAUUACCUGUUUUUCAAUCCAAAUAGUUGACCAGUCACUCACUGUGGCCUUGAUCAAACUUGGAAGUUCCCUUUGUUUACCCAGGCAUAGAAAUACUUAACCCCAAACCUCUCUAUGAGGAACUCCUAGCUCUGUUCCAGAUCACGUGGGCUCAGAGACACUCCUUUUGUGCUUCUGAUCUGUAUCCUUCACUGAAGAAUACCAGACUAGAGACUUGGACCUGUUCUGUAGACCUACAUAUUCAUUUCAGGCCCCUAGAUAUUAACCUUUGGACUUAAGUAAAAGGGAACUCUGAAAAUUGAAAAGAAAAAAGAAAGUAUUUUCAAACAAUGUAUUUUAUAGUCAACCUGAUAAAUUGCUGCCUCCCAUUAACACAGCUCCGUUUUUCUUCAUUACAAGUUUAUUCAUAUAGACUUUCCUCCCCUUAAGCAUGGAGAAUGAGGGAGGGGUUGUGAAGUCUUCAAAAAGUUCUAGAGGCUAUAACUUGCUACCAUCACCGGGUCUGCAGGUGCCCUCCCCCUUGCCUCCAAUGUGUCACUCAGUAACAUUUCAUGGGAAGCCCUUCACUCUCUACAUACUUAUGGGGUGAAAAAAUCCAUUCCAGAGGUCCUUUCCUACUGCUUGGACAUCACAGGUCUGUGUCUGGCAUGGAAUUUGGAACAUGUGUAGAAUUCACAUUUAUUAAGCUAGUAAAAUUCUGCCUCAAACGGCAGACUGAAUCUCAAAGCAGUUUUCACUUGGCAUUUAAAAGUAAACAGUUCAACAAAACUCUAGAUUAUCCUCUUAUAAACUGAUGCUCCAGUUAUGGUUUGUGACAUAAGAUUAGACUAAAAUGCUGGCAAAAGGGUUAAUGAAAUAAGAAAAACUGAUCAACAACAUAUGUUCUCCUUAAACCAUCUGUCCAUGAUUUUUCCCAUGACUGGUUAUGAGUUAAGAUUUAAUGAGGUUAGUUCUGUGGGGUCAGCAAGGGCCACAAACUCAGAUCCUACAGGGGGUAGACCAACAACAUACGUAAAUGAGGUGGAACAGGGGAAGACCUCAAUACAUGAACACAAUUGCUCUUCUGAAGGAGCCACCUGCUCCUCAGCCUCUGCUAAUGUUGCCAUAGAGUAACUCCUGUUGCUGUAUAAGACCUGGCAUUUGAAGAGAAGUCAGAAAGCUGGAACUUUAUAUCUUCAUAUUUUUAAAUGCUGACAGCUAAUCAAUUUUUAACCUAGAUUUUAAAGUCAUACAAAAAAGUCUACUAGCCAAAAUUGUGAUCUUUCCAUUUCUCACUUCUGAGGCAAAGUUCUGAAGACUCUAAUCAUAUUGAAAGUCAUUAGGAUAUGAUGACAUGAAAGUCAAGGUCUCUCAUUAAUGUCUUAUUCAAGUCACCUUAAUAACAGAAAUUUGUCAGGUUAUGGAGUUCAUUACUUAGUCCCUUUUGAGAAUGUGACAUAGGCUAUUUUGAGGACUGGACAGACUUAAUAAAAAUUAUAAAACAGGACAACAUGCCCAAACCUAUGUCCUUGGAUAGAAUGCCAGCCAAGAUCAUUAGGAACAGGAACACCUAGAAAUACAUGGAGGGAAAGGGAUAAGAGAGGAGGGAGGAACAGACAACCACCUAGCCUAGGAAAAGCUCCCACUGGGAUCCAUAUUCUGAUUUGUUCUGGGUCCCCCAAAGUAUGAAUGUUUAUUAUGCAUAGUGCAAAUGCUAUCAUUCUGUUAUGAAUAUUAUAAUACCAACAGAAGUUCAUUCAAUGACUCAUCUUUGCUAUGGAUGUUUUCAAGAGAUAACAAACCUUCGAAGAGUAAGAUUCACACUGAAUCCUUGCCUGCAAGAAAUUUAGAAAGCAUCACACAUUUAAUUGGAAUUACUAUGAAAACCUACAUUUGUGAAGAACUUUUGCUUUAUGAAAUGCCUCUGCACACCAUUGUUCCUUUGAUCCUGAUAAAGCUUGUGAACUAUGAAGCAUAGACGUUUACUGUCAUUUUCCCAAUGAGAAUACUGAGGUCCAAGGAAACAAGAAAAUUUAAUAAAAUAGA
Molecule: messenger RNA, 3529 nt
Organism: Sciurus carolinensis (gray squirrel)
Lineage: Eukaryota; Metazoa; Chordata; Mammalia; Rodentia; Sciuridae
Gene: Colec10
Product: collectin subfamily member 10
Exons: 7
Coding region: 107-1081 (324 amino acids)
Source: RefSeq, a predicted model, not a curated record